UGGAGUCAAACUGUUCUCCAUGUUGACUGGAAAAACAAAUAACUCUCAUAAAAGUUUUGUUUACUCUCUGAUGAACCGAGUUGAAGAUCUGAGAGAAGUUCCUAUGGUGGAUGGGAGUAACAUUGUUUUGGUUUUCUGUCCUAUUGUUUCUCGAGCUGGAACUGAUAUUGAAGCAGCACUGAAAAUAUUUACUGACUCUACAGCCUCUAAAUUGAAAGUUCUGGUGGUGCUACAUCACUCAUUUGACCUAGAGAAAACUGUACCAGACAGCAGCAGAUGUGUCAACAGGACAGAUAUACUGACAGUGGACUGUCUGUUCUAUGAAGACACAGGAUUACUAAAGUGUCAGAGAAAUAAUGAUGCAAUAGACAAGGUUGUUGAUUGGUUAAUAGAGCAGGGGAAGACAACAGGUGUUGAAGUAUGUCCACGUCAAAAUAGAUCAAAGGGAUUAACAUCAAGGAAAGGAUCACACAAGUCUGUGCAGGAGGAAGGUCAAUCUGAGAUAGUGGAUUUUAAAAAGAGUAAAAGUAAUGAGCCAGAGAUUUGUACAGAGGACGUCAAAGUUUGCAUUAUUUCAAGUGGAAAAACGAAUGAGACUCACAUAAAAAUUUUCAACACUCUGAGUGCCCGCAUUAAAUCUCUGAAGGAAGUUCCUACAGUAGAUGAGAGUCACUUUGUUUUGGUUUUCUGUCCUUUUGUGUCUCGAGCUGGAACUGAUAUAGAAGCAGCUCUGAAGAUAUUUGACGACUCCACAGCCUCUAAGAUGAAAGUUCUAGUGGUGCUACAUCACACAUUUGAGCCAGAGAAAACUGUACCAGACAGCAGCAGAUGUGUCAACAGGACAGACAUACUGACAGUGGACUGUCUGUUCUAUGAAGACACAGGAUUACUAAAGUGUCAGAAAAAUGAUGAUGCAAUUGACAAAGUUGUGAACUGGUUAAUACAGCAGGGAGAGACAGCGGGAGUUAAAGUUUGUCCAUGUCAAAGCAAGUCAUCUUUCAGCAGAGCAUCACGUUGGCCAGAUUUUACACAGUGGAUGAAACCAGGAUCUUCAAGGGGUAAUCAUUAAGGAUGGUUGCACAGAAUAACAUGGAGGUUUAGGAAUUAUACCAUCAUUCAGAAGAUCCUGUGACUGACAGCUAUGUAAAUCAACUCACUCUGCUGAGAUGUCAACACAUAUUAGCUGCUUGUUAUGAUUCAUACAUGGCAAGUGCUGAUAUCUACUAUAACCCUGUUCUUUCCAGCCACAGCACCUUAUUGUGUUCAUGUGACUUAAUUGGUAUCAGUGCAAAAGGUUGUGGUUUCAAAUCAGGGAACACACAAAGCCUACACUGUAAAAAAUGAUUUGUUGUUUCAAAAAAUAAAAAUAAAAAUAUUAGUUCACUUAAUGAAUUUGUUGCAAACUAGUUGUGUUGACUAAUAUUUUUAAGUUGAACUAACUUAAAAUUUUAAGGCAACAUGGUAACUUAUUUUUUUAAGUUGAAACAACAAAUCAUUUUUUACAGUGUAGUCGAAAAAUUUAUAAAUUGAAUGCACUGUAAUUUGGGAUAAAAGUGUCUGUCAAAUGUGUCAAUAAAAAUAGUGCUAAAAUUGUCAAAGGUAUUUGGUUGAAUUACUCCUUACGUGUUUGUACUUUAAGUAGUCUAUUCAUUUAGCCUACAAACAAAUGGCUGCAUGUUUAAUGUGUCUUUCUGAUUACUAUGGUACAUGAGAAAUAUGUCACUCUUUAUUGAGCUUUAAAGGGAAAAUAUUGUUCAUCUUUAUUGUAAAAUAAACAGAAAUGUAGGCUAAGGAGUGUACAA
Molecule: messenger RNA, 1802 nt
Organism: Triplophysa rosa
Lineage: Eukaryota; Metazoa; Chordata; Actinopteri; Cypriniformes; Nemacheilidae
Exons: 10
Coding region: 20-1069 (349 amino acids)
Source: RefSeq, a predicted model, not a curated record